AUGGCUAUGCGCCGCACCGUCGCAUUUGCGGCUCACACACUCACGAUCCCAGUACCAAAGAACCGUCGACCAAAGUUUGACCUGCACCUGAGAAUCAUCGACCUCAACAACGUUCCCCUCGUAUCCGGUACAUCUUUUGUGAAAUGGCACCUUUUGCACUCGACAGCCGCCGAACACCGCGGUCGUACAGAGAGCUGCUAUGUAAAGGACCAUAAAGUUGCCUACGACUAUGAGGCUACACUCCCCGUCCGGCUUACCGUGGACAAGAACGGCAUGUUGCAGGAGUGCUACGUCGAGUUUGAAGUUAUCCAAGAGUACGGGACAGGCAGAGGCGAGAGGAUGACUCUGGGCACUGUCAAGCUCAACCUGGCAGAGUACGUGGAACAGAGCGAGAUGGGCACUGUGGCGGGCGAGGAGCCGGGCGUCACACGGCGAUACCUCAUGCAAGACAGCAAAAUCAACAGCACGCUCAAGAUUGGGAUAUACAUGAAACAGAUCGAGGGAGACAAGAACUACAUCGCGCCUGCACUCAAGACUGCCCAGGUCUUCAGCGGCAUUGCGGGUAUCAUGGCCGCCACACACUCGUCAGCGAACAAGUCGCGCGAAGCUGGUGAGCUACAGGAUAUGUACAGGCGCACCCUAGCCGCAUACUGGUCGGCUCAGCCCGGCGAGCUGAAGGCGGACGAAUGCAUAGAGGACAUCUUUGCUGGCGGAGACGGCUGGGGCGACAAGUCCUACUCGCAGCAAACACGGGCUCAGCAAUCGUUGCGCUUCGCAGGUGACGGCAGCAGCUCUGUAAGUGAAAACGGAUCGAGGCACAUGCAUGGCAGCAGCAUCAGUCGCAAGUCGCAUGAGACGCUGCGACCCGGGGACAUGAAACCGCUCCGCUCGCCAAACGUGCGAGGCCGGGAAAGCUUGGAACAGCGGGCAUCGCACCUGAAGGCGAAGGCCGAGGCGGCGCGGCAACGACAGCGGCCGGUCCAAGAGGUCAAUGAGUUUGAUCUGCGAGAAGACCUGGUCAGCUGGCAUCGGCCGACGUGA
Bipolaris victoriae FI3 is the source of this 1041-nucleotide messenger RNA. RefSeq lists its product as hypothetical. Bases 1 to 1041 code for a protein of 346 amino acids. NCBI's taxonomy places the organism in Eukaryota, Fungi, Ascomycota, Dothideomycetes, Pleosporales, Pleosporaceae. The record is from RefSeq and is a predicted model, not a curated record. The transcript is spliced from 4 exons.